This is a messenger RNA of Trichomonas vaginalis G3, 795 nucleotides long. RefSeq lists its product as uncharacterized. The transcript has a single exon. NCBI's taxonomy places the organism in Eukaryota, Parabasalia, Trichomonadida, Trichomonadidae. The record is from RefSeq and is a predicted model, not a curated record. The annotation marks the transcript as partial.
AUGUACGCCGCUCAGAAUAUAACGCCAACAGUUUUGGAUGCCAUGAACGGAAAUGUUUCCGAAUGGUAUAACGAAUGCGACAAUGCCAUUAGAAGGUCAGAAAUAGUUCCUGGAACUUACGAAUAUACAACUGCUGUUUCUUAUGGAAACGUAGGUGAGUUUGGAGAAGGUUCUUCAACAACAGUAGAUAUUGCUUGCGACAGGUUUCAUAUUAUUUCUAUUGACAACUCAUUCUUAUACGUGGAACAAGACAUUGAAAUAAAACCUUCUGCCAAGUUGUCUGACAAGAAAGGUUGCAAUGGAAUUUUCUAUGUCGGAUACCAAUAUGCUCCAGAAGUUUUCAUGGGAUAUAAGAUAUAUUCUAACUCUGACUUAGUUCAAACAGUAACAUGGGCAAACUAUGAAUGGUUCGCUUUGAGAAACUCAGUACAACCACAAGCUAGAGAACAAACAGACCAGUAUGCCACAAUUGAGAAAAUAAGAAGACUUGACCCUAACGUUCCAGGAGUUUAUGUUAACCUUUCUGGACAAACUGCAGCAGCAGUAACCAAAGUAAAACUGAAACUUAGAGUUCCUUUGUCAUCUUUCCUCAUCUUCAGGUUUUUAAGAUACUUGCCAAACCGGGCAGGAAAAAUUUCUAUCGAACUUACUCCAAGCAAAAAUAACUUAGUCAUUGCACCAACACAAGACCCAUUCACUAUUACAGACGUAAAGGGAACAAAUAAAACGUCAUUCGCCGAAUUUUGCAAAGACAAAGUUGACUUAGACUUUGGUUUCUCAAACUUCAACAAUGAA